AUGUACGAUAACCGCCAUCACGUGAUUGAUUUAGUUGGUAACACUCCUCUAGUGGAGUUGAGCAAGCUGCCCAAGGCCCUUGGCAUUAAGCCUCAGGUGUAUGCCAAGCUAGAGCUGUACAACCCAGGCGGGUCCAUCAAGGACCGGAUUGCCAAGACCAUGAUUGAGCGCGCAGAAGAGAGUGGCAUCAUCCACCCAUCGCGCUCGACGCUGAUCGAGCCAACGUCGGGCAACACUGGUAUCGGUUUGGCGCUGAUCGGGGCCAUCAAGGGCUACCGCACGAUCAUCACUCUGCCAGAGAAGAUGUCGAACGAGAAGGUCUCCGUGUUGAAGGCGUUGGGUGCGGAGAUCAUUCGUACGCCCACUGCCGCGGCAUGGGAUUCGCCCGAGUCUCACAUCGGUGUGGCGCGCAAGCUCGAGAAGGAGAUUCCCGGCGCCAUCAUUCUGGACCAGUACAACAACGAGAUGAACCCAUACGCCCACUACUUCGGCACGGGCAGGGAAAUCCACCACCAGCUGCGUAACUUAGGCAAGUUCGACCAGCUGCACGGCUUGGUGGCCGGCGCUGGUACCGGUGGUACCAUCUCCGGUACCGCCAAGUACCUGAAGGAGCAGAAGCCGGACGUGAAGGUCGUCGGCGCUGACCCAAUGGGUUCCAUCCUUGCUCAGCCUGCUUCGUUGAACGACACCGACAUCAGCGAGUACAAGGUCGAGGGUAUUGGUUACGAUUUCAUUCCUGAAGUCCUAGACCGGUCUUUGGUCGACCAAUGGAUUAAGACGGAGGACAAGGCCUCCUUCAAGUACGCCCGUCAGUUGAUCUCCAACGAGGGAACCCUUGUGGGCGGCUCUUCUGGCUCUGCAUUUGCGGCGCUUGUGGAGUACUGCAACGCGCACCCCGAACUCACCGAGGAUGACGUGCUUGUUGUCAUUUUCCCAGACUCUAUCCGCUCUUACUUGACCAAGUUUGUGGACAACGAGUGGUUGAAGAGCAACAACUUGUGGGAUGACGAGAUUGUGGCCCCUCUAGCCAAGAACGAAGAGGACGCCUUCAAUGGCGCCACCGUCAAGGACUUGCAGCUCAGACCAGUCGUGGCUGUCAGUGAGACUGCUGCUGUGUCGGAAGUGGUCAAGAUUUUGAAGGACAACGGCUUCGACCAGCUGCCAGUGUUGGCUGAAAACAGCAAGAAGCUUGUGGGUCUGGUGACUCUCUCCCAGCUUCUAAAGAAGCUGUCUUCUGGGGCAGAGGUCUCUAGCAUCAAGAGCCUAUUCCUCGACUUCAGAAAGCUAAACAACUUCGAUGACAUCUCCUCGUACAAUGACAACAAAACAGGAAAGAAGAAGUUCGUCACCUUUACCGUGGACUCCAAACUAUCUGAGUUGAACCGCUUCUUUGAGAAGAACUCUUCCGCCAUUAUCACGGACGGUUUUACUCCAGUGCAUGUGGUCACCAAGGUGGACUUGCUCUCCUACCUAGCCUAA
Molecule: messenger RNA, 1479 nt
Organism: Eremothecium gossypii ATCC 10895
Lineage: Eukaryota; Fungi; Ascomycota; Saccharomycetes; Saccharomycetales; Saccharomycetaceae
Gene: CYS4
Product: cystathionine beta-synthase CYS4
Exons: 1
Coding region: 1-1479 (492 amino acids)
Cellular component (GO): cytoplasm
Molecular function (GO): cystathionine beta-synthase activity; cysteine synthase activity
Source: RefSeq, marked provisional